Molecule: messenger RNA, 2148 nt
Organism: Trichechus manatus latirostris (Florida manatee)
Lineage: Eukaryota; Metazoa; Chordata; Mammalia; Sirenia; Trichechidae
Gene: MKS1
Product: MKS transition zone complex subunit 1
Exons: 17
Coding region: 588-1655 (355 amino acids)
Biological process (GO): cilium assembly
Cellular component (GO): MKS complex
Source: RefSeq, a predicted model, not a curated record
GAUCUCAGCGUCUCGGUUGCCAAGGGAACUAGGGGCGGCUCGCUUUCCGGCGCAGUCGCGGCGCGGCACAGCUGUCAUGGCGGAGACCGUCUGGAGCACCGACACCGGGGAGGCAGUGUACCGCUCCCGGGACCCCGUGCGCAACUUUCGCCUCCGAGUCCACCUGCAAAGAAUCACAUCAAGCAACUUUCUCCAUUACCAGCCUGCUACCCAGCCCGGGAAGAACCUCAUAGACUUGGCCACUUUUAGGCCCCAACCAACUGCCAGUGGACAUCGCCCGGAUGAAAAUGAAGAGGAGGAGGUUGUGAUUGGGUGGCAGGAGAAGCUCUUUAGCCAGUUUGAGGUAGAUCUGUACCAAAAUGAAGCAGCCUGUCAGAGCCCUUUGGAUCAUCAGUACCGUCAAGAGAUCCUGAAGCUGGAAGAUUCAGGUGGCAGGAAGAACCGGCGAAUCUUUACCUAUACCGACUCUGAUAGAUACACCAACUUGGAGGAGGGAGGGCGGCAUCCUCAAGUCACGCGUCGUCACCUGGGAACCCUCAGAAGAGUUCAUCAGGAACAACCAUGUCAUUAACACCCCUCUUCAAACAAUGUACAUCAUGGCAGACCUGGGGCCCUGUGGAAAGCUUGGCUAUAAGAAGUAUGAACAGAUCCUCUGUACUCUGAAGGUGGACAGCAACGGUGUGAUCACAGUAAAACCUGACUUCACUGGCCUCAAAGGACCCUACAGAAUCGAGAUGGAGGGGGAGAAGCAGGAGCUGUGGAAGUAUACGAUCGACAACGUGUCCUCGCUCGCACAGCCAGAGGAGGAGGAGCGGGAACAGCGUGUGUUCAAGGACCUUUAUGGCCGGCACAAGGAGUAUCUCAGUAGCCUCGUGGGCACUGACUUUGAGAUGACUGUCCCAGGUGCGCUCCGGCUCUUUGUAAACGGAGAGGUGGUUUCAGCCCGAGGCUAUGAGUAUGACAAUCUCUACAUCCACUUCUUUGUGGAAUUGCCAACUAACUGGUCAAGCCCAGCAUUCCAGCAGCUUUCAGGAGUAACACAGACCUGUGCCACCAAACCCCUGGGAAUGGACAAGGUGGCGUAUUUCUCCUACCCAUUCACAUUUGAGGCCUCCUUCCUCCAUGAGGACGAGUCUGCUGAUGCUCUUCCGGAGUGGCCUGUGCUCUACUGUGAGGUCCUCUCGCUGGACUUCUGGCAGAGGUAUCGUGUGGAAGGCUAUGGGGCCGUGGUGCUGCCUGCCACCCCAGGCUUACACACCCUGACGGUCUCCACAUGGAGACCCACGGAGCUGGGCACCAGGGCUGAGCUGAGGAGGUUUUUCAUCGGUGGUUCUCUGGAACUGGAGGACCUCUCCUACGUGCGGAUACCAGGAACCGUUAAGGGGACGCGUCUGAGCCGCUUCGGAUUCCGCACGAUGACCACCGGCAGUGUCACCUUCCGCUUCCACUGUCUGCAGCAGUCCAGGGCCUUCAUGGAGUCGAGCUCCCUCCGGAGAAGGAUGCGGAGCGUGCUAGACUGUCUGGAAGGAUUCAGCCAGCAGAGUUCCAUUCACAAUGUGCUGGAGGCCUUCCAUCGAGCCCGGCGUCGCAUGCGAGAGGCCCGCGAAAGCCUUCCCCAGGACCUAGUGAGCCCCUCUGGAGCCAUGGUCUCCUAGCUCCCUGGAACUCUGGCCCUCAGGGGAAGGGGAAAGGCCUAGUGAUUUCUGAGGCCAGCGCUCUCCAGCCUCUUUGUCUUUGUCCAGCCACAUUUACCUGCCCAGAACCAGACGAGCUGGGAAACCCCCAGGCCAGCUGCUCUGCCUAUAGCCCUCAGCAGGCUCUCCUCACUGCCAUGUGGGAAUGAGCCAGACACCCCGUGGCCCCCAUCUGUUCAUAUGCAGCUACUGUAAAUGGGCAUCCCAACAAGGCAGGCUUUGUGGCUGAAACUAGUUUGGGGUGACCCUAUAGCUAUUCUGUCCCCCACAUGGACCGUUUUCUGGCCUGUCUCACAGUCCCAGUAGCAGAGAGGGCCGCAGAUCUUUCCUGCUCCACAAGCUUCUUUAAAAAUGGAGGCCCAACAGCUCUUGUCCGGAGGUGAGAUGAGAAGGCAGAGAGGGUCAGGAGGGUUGAAUGGACAUGGGAAAUCAGGUGGAAAGGAGGAAUGUGCUG